GCGUUGUUCUGCGAAAUGGACGUCUUUUGAUUUAUUUCAUCAAUGAGGAGGCUGGUACUGGAGAUCUGGCGUGUAGCGUCACGGGCGGUGUGUCGUUCCGCACAGAUCGCAUGUUGAUCACGACGCUGCUUGAUCCGGAGCUCCGCUGUCUGCGAGACGUGGCAGAUUAUAUCAUUUUAAGGCCUUUUCUCAAAGGAUGCAGAUGUAACCGUUUUUAUCUGGUGUAGCGAAAAGUAUACUGGAAGCAGGAUGUCCUUCUACGCCGUCGUUAUACUGGUCCUUUAUAUGAUUUUCUCUCUUUGGCAGGUGAGUGCAGAUGAGGACUGCUUGUGGUAUGUGGACAAAAAUGGCACCUGGCACAAUGGCUUUGACUGCCCGCUCAUAACCUUCUGCUGUGGGAACUGUCACCGCCGUUACUGCUGCCUGGAUGGCUUCAAGAUGAUCACCGAGGCGGGACAGAAGCGCUGCAUGCUUUUCCAUCUCAGCCCUUCUACUAUAGCUGGCAUUGCUUCAUCGAUCCUGCUCUUUGUGGCUGCUAUAGCAACUAUGGUCUGUUGCUUCAUGUGUUCCUGCUGUUAUCUGUACCAGCGCCAACGUGGGAGAACUCCUUAUGAAGUCCAGCAUAUUCCAAUGGUCAGCUAUCCUGUGGAGCACAUGUAUGAUGCUUCUGGUAAACCCAUUGGACAUCCUGAUUAUCCUGGCUAUCCAAUGGUGCCACAAUAUCCAGGUGUCCCCCACCAUUAUCCUAUGAUGCCCCAGGGUCCUUAUCCUCCCAAUCCUCCUGACGCAGGAUACAGUCAAGCAGCUCCUCCACCAUAUUCCCCUCCACAGUACCCAGGGCACUGAAAGAGCUGAGGUCUCUCAGCCAGAAGAUAACCUAUAGAAUGGGUGAUGAUGAAGAGGGCCCAUGCUUGUAUGGAAUCCUUUGUAUGAGAAACCAUUUAAAAUUAAUUUCUGUUAUUUAUUUCUUGAUUAAUUUGUGGAGUGAAGCAUGAACUGACCUCAGAAUCACCUCACAUGUCUAGAGUGUUUUCUUGUUUGAUGUACAGCUUUCAUGUGUCACUAAUCAGUGAGAAUCUUCCCACUUUAAUCCAGCAACUCACAGACUCAAAAGACUGCUUUAAACGUGCCAUUAUGUUUUGUCAAACUCUCCGAAAUGGACUGUUAAAGAUGAUUUUCCUGCAGAAGAGACUGACUGCCAGUUCUGACUCAUCCAGGAUCUCGUUUUCUGUUCAACCAAAUAAGUACCUUGUGUCAUUUACACUUUAUUCUGCAAUAGACAUGCUUAGCUGUC
This is a messenger RNA of Carassius gibelio (silver crucian carp), 1294 nucleotides long. Its product is annotated as protein shisa-4-like. The transcript has 5 exons. Lineage: Eukaryota; Metazoa; Chordata; Actinopteri; Cypriniformes; Cyprinidae. The record is from RefSeq and is a predicted model, not a curated record. Bases 250 to 846 code for a protein of 198 amino acids.